CAUCUUCCUAUAAGCGGCCUAGCUCUGUACCAAAUAACAACAAAGAUGGCGACCUCCAUGCGAAAACUAGCCGGUUGUUCUACAUGUAUUUAUUUUGCAUCAAGUCGCUUUAGUACAUCAUUACCUUUUAGAAAAAUUACACCGAAUAAAUUUAAAGGAAAGCAGUCAUCUCGUGACUGGGUAACGAGACAACUUAAUGAUCCAUACGUAAGACUAGCAAAUGAAGAAAAUUAUCGUUGCCGUAGUGCUUUCAAGCUGACUGAGAUUGAUGACAACCUACGCAUCAUUAAACCUGGAGGAAUAGUUAUCGACUGCGGUGCUGCCCCUGGAUCCUGGAGUCAAGUUGCAGCCCAAAGAAUUCAGCUGAAAUCAAAGCAUGACGGGACACAAAAAGAAGGUAUGGUCAUCGCAGUCGAUCUACGAGACAUUGAACCAAUAGACGGGGUUACAGUUUUUGCAAACAGUGAUUUUACAAAGUCUGAGACCCAGUCCAAACUUCUGCGCAUGCUUGACAAUCGUCUGGCAAAUACCGUACUGAGUGAUAUGGCCCCGAACGCUUCCGGAAAUAGGGAACACGACCAUCAGGUUAUAUCUGAACUAUGUCUUUCUGUUUUGAAAUUUUCAAGUCAGGUGUUAGAAUCUGGAGGUCACGUGGUGUGUAAACUGUGGGAUGGCAGUGAAAAGAAGAAAUUACUUAGCGUUAUGAACAGAAUGUUUGAAACCGUCAAAACAAUCAAACCGGAUGCCAGUAGAUCGGAUUCCGCGGAAAUAUUUCUUGUAGGUUUAUAUUUUAAAUUGAGAAAAAAGUGAAUAAUUAUUACAAACGAAGUAUGUCUUUUCGUCAUACUCAUAUGUUAGAUUCUUUGCAGACGGGAGAAAGAAGAAGUUGGAACUUGACUGGACACAUGUUAAACUGACAGAUCUCUCGCUUGUAUAUGCCUAAACCGUCUGUGUAUAAAAACGAGUACUUAAAGAAUUCGCCUUUGUAAUGAAAUAUAUAUAAAACACUAGAACAUGUCAAGUCCAUGUCGGUAUAUUUCAUGUACUUUAUAAUAAUUUUAUACCAUAAUCUGUCUUUAGAAGGAAAUACUUUGCUUUCAUGGAGAAAUUGGACUGUG
Messenger RNA from Mercenaria mercenaria, 1118 nucleotides. Its product is annotated as rRNA methyltransferase 2, mitochondrial-like. The transcript is spliced from 2 exons. Gene Ontology annotation, molecular function: rRNA (uridine-2'-O-ribose)-methyltransferase activity. Gene Ontology annotation, biological process: RNA methylation. Lineage: Eukaryota; Metazoa; Mollusca; Bivalvia; Venerida; Veneridae. Gene Ontology annotation, cellular component: mitochondrion. The record is from RefSeq and is a predicted model, not a curated record. Bases 46 to 810 code for a protein of 254 amino acids.